Molecule: messenger RNA, 4980 nt
Organism: Entelurus aequoreus (snake pipefish)
Lineage: Eukaryota; Metazoa; Chordata; Actinopteri; Syngnathiformes; Syngnathidae
Gene: alms1
Product: ALMS1 centrosome and basal body associated protein
Exons: 19
Coding region: 294-4871 (1525 amino acids)
Biological process (GO): regulation of centriole replication
Cellular component (GO): centriole; cytosol; centrosome
Source: RefSeq, a predicted model, not a curated record
GGCCAUCUUGGUGUCCUCUGACCGGGAAGUGGUCGGCCGGGAAGCGUCGACGGCGCAUUGUUGCCACCUGGCGGUUUGGAUGUCAGGCUUGCAAUGGUGGUCGUGACAGAAGAGCGGGCGGAACUGCGAGGUGACAGAAGACCGGGCGGAAGUGCGAGGUUACCAAGUGAGGGAAGCGCGGGUGUUGUGGCGGAAACAUCAAAGCUUUCAAAGAGCUUCAGAGGAGCCUUCUUCUUUUAUCAAAAAAAGGCUUGUCUUGUCCAAGAACCUUGUGGGAGACUGAAGAUGAAGACAUGAGUCAGUCUGUGGACAGGGUGAGAAGUCUACAAGGGUCCAGGCUAAACCAUCCACAGCUAGCAGAAUUCCAGGACAGCAGUUUGUCUCCGGGUCUCGUCUUGCUGCCAGCCAACCCUCUAGCAGAAGCCAAUGUCACAGAAUAUUCCUUCUUCCAAAAAAGCGACAUGGAAUUUCACCCGUUACGAGGGUGCCCUGACUUGUCCAUGGCAUCGGAGAGGACUGGCACUCCGCCAGCAGGUGGCGCCACACAUGAGUCCGAUGAAGCGUCAUUGUCCCAGCACCUGCUGGCCCAGGAGACCAUGGUCCCCGAGAGUGGAUCCAGCGGCUGCUGUUCGCCGUCCCAGCUCACUUCAACUUCAGAGGACGGCACGACAGAGGAGAAGAGAGGAAAAGUCAACGCCGCCAAGGGCAGGCGGUUGGCGACACCCGCGCCUUCACCGCGCCCCGGCAUCGACGCCAGCGCCGUUAUAAGACAGCGUCCUCCGGGUAAGGCCGCGGAGGUCAGUAACGUCACCUCAGGAUCUCGCAGCACGUGCCCCGACGCCACCAGCGAGUUGCUGUACAGAGAGCUGAUGUCCCAAAGCGACCCCAGUUCUACCCCGCUAGAACCUCAACUGGUCACGUCCUACCGUCCCGAUUCAUCCGACAGCGGGACAAGUGUGACCAGAUCCGACCAAGAGUGCGGUCCCGUUUCAACAAACAUGGAGCCAUCUCUGUGGGGCUCAGGCAACCCGACGGGUAUGGAAGAGUCCUACAGGGGUUUCAUGCCGCAGUCUCAAUCAACACCAGGCGGUGUCAAGGUCCCGCCCAAGUCUAGCGUCAAGCCCAAAUCGAGGAGACUCUCAGCAAUCUGGUCCAAUGAUGGGAGUUCCAGUCAGCCCACGUCUCCACCGCCAACUGCCACUGAGCACCAGGACCAGACCACCGCAUCCAGAGUCCGGUCCCUUCCGACUCUCAACUACAUGCAGAAAGUCGAUGCUUGGAGAGAAAGUCAGAGCUCCAGCAAGACGCCGCUGUUUGAUACCAUGGCUCUGCAGGGCUCGGCCGGCGCCGAGUCAGGCAGCCUGGACCGCAUCCUGAGUGACCGGGCCAAAGGGCCCGCUGCUACCGAGAGCUGCUCUGCAGCCCCAAGCAGGGGGGUGUCGAUGGUUGGAAACAAGGCCGCUACUUCCUCCUCCCUCAGCGCCGUGGUCAUGACGCGCCCGCAUCACAGCUCACCGCCAAUCGACGCGGGCCGCCUCAGCAACACGGCGCCGCUGGAGUCUCACCUGCUCGCCGGAGCCCAGGGCAGCAAGAGCAGCCAGGUGAAGUUAGGAGCCUCACUCGGCGCUGCUUCCUGGUCUUCCAAGCCCAAACAUGCAGGGCUGAACAUCCAACACCAAAUUCCGGCCAGCUUGUACAACCUCGGCAUUGAUCAGUCCGCCUCCGCAAUCCCGACCCCCUUUUCGCACAGAGGACCGAUCGGGGAGCCCGAGUUCUCUCCUGCAGACCUCAGCACCGUCAAAGAUUCUGUCGGAGGGACGCCGACCGAGAGUGUCCGACCAGAAGCUGGCAGCUCCCGCAAAGGAGAGUCCUGCGACACCCUCCAACCGGCAGCUACACCGCGGCCCGGCCAGAAUCGCAACUCGGACGCUUCAUCGGCGGCACGUUCGCAGGAAGACCCCUCGACGUCUGAGAGCUCAGGCGUCCGGGCUCGCUCCUCGCCGUUUUGCGCCACGUUCCCCUUGAGCUCAGAAAAACGGAGAAACGUUUGUCAACCGAACGGGCGGGCAGAGCCGGAAGGCUGCAGCGCCGCUCCACCCGACAGCACCGCCUUCCCGCCGCCGCUGACAAUGGACCCUCAAGAGCCCGCGUCGCUUUCCGAAAACCCGACGGAUACACCAGACGGGGAGCAUUCUCUAGUAGAUGGUUCCGAGCUGACGGACUUCUCGGCACCCAUCCUGGAGGACCGUGACCCGGCUGUGAUGAGCGACGUGAGCAGUAAGAGCUCGCUGACUGCCAGGGUGGCCAAACUGCUGCAGGGCGAGUCCGCAUCGGACCAGAAGGACCCCGAGCACAGAAAAAAGUUCAUGCUGAAUGUGUCAGGAGGCCAGUUUGAGUCGCUGGACUUGGACAAAGAAGACCGGGAGCGCAUCGAGGAGCUCAAGGCGGAGAUGCUGUCAAACCACUUUCUGACGAGCGAGAGCAGCACAGACACGGAGAGCACGGCGGCGUCCGGCGUGGCGGCGCAGCACUUGUCGGACGUCAAGGGGGCGUGGGCGCCUGUCCUCCCAGGACCCAAGCGCGCCGAGCUGGAGGCCCGCUUACAGGGGAUUGCCGCCGGAGGGGGCGUGUCCCUCCCCAGGACAAACGUCCAGUCCCACACGUCCAUCACCAUCUCCACCCGCAAGCGCGAGGCCUCCCCGCCGCCGCCGCCGCCGCCGGCACCCGUUCACCUGGCCGAGCUCCCCGCAGGAAGUGCGACGCUGAGCGAAGAAGGAAGUGAGAUGUUGGAGAGUGAAGACCCGCCCUGCUCCUCAAAGGCCCAGGACGGUGAAGAGGAGACCACGCGUGAGGAGUCCGUCACAGAGGACACCACCAUCCCGUUCAGCCCUCAGACCUCCACCCGACCUGGCUACAUCUCACAAGUCCACCUCACCAUCUCCCCUAAAACCAGCCAACCUGCCCCCCGCGCGUCUUCCAGCUCCUCCCACACCUCAGCCGAGUCCGCCCAUGGCAACUUCGCCCCCCUGAGACGCUCCUCGCCAGCCGUGAGCAGCGCGGACGAAGGCGUGGGCCUGCCCGGUCCACCCGACACCGCCGCCCCUCCCAAAGACCCCUCAGAGCCUCCCCAGGAAGAGACGACAGCUGCUGGGCCUCAUCAGUCCUUCACGGCGUCUCACAGCAACAUGACCGGCAGGAGCUUCACGCCAGAAAUGCCAGUUCGAGAUGAUUGCGCUCCUCGUGCAGCGCCGCCCGUCCUGCAGCCUUACAAGCCUCGUGGCGCGGCGGAGCUCUUCCUCAUCCCUCAAAGCGAAGCCAACAGCUCCACCUCGUGCACCACCAUGGAGAGCUCGCACACUGGUUCUGAUGACGCCAUUCCCCCGCUCUUCAGCAGCGAGGUCCUGGGCCACCAGGACCCGGGCCUGGACCGCGGCGUCACCAUCAAACACGCGCAAGGGAUCUACAGCAAGAGGCCGCACACGUCCACCGUCAGGACACGAGAGGCGGCACACAGAGAUAAAACACCUCCUCAGGUGUCCCCGGCUCCGAGAGAAGCCCCCAGGAUGGAGCCGAUCCAGGCGGGAGGAAAACAGCACGUGGACCUCCACCCUCAGAGCCACCGGUCUUGGCCUGUGACCACAGAGAGGGAGGCGUGGCUAAUGGAGCAGCUUCUGCACCUGUCUGAGCUCAUCCACAACACUAGGGGCGUUAGCGAGCAGCCUGCCAGGACUUACUACGGCAGGGAGGAGCCACGAGUGGGAGGAGGUAAGGCAGCUGGUAAAGCGCCUGAGGGAAGAACUCCUCCUCCUCCUCGCCAGGCGUGGACACAUCACCCAGAAGAGCUCGGUCACGCCCCCUUCACCUCCACAUCGCGCUUUUGUCCAGCGGAUAGAGACGAGUCCACCACGUCCACAUCCAAGUCCACGUCCACGUCCACGUCCACCGUGGACACGGACCGGCUCAUCAGAGUCUUCGGUCUCCACCGCGUCCAACCCGUCAAGAGCCAGUCGGGCCUCCAAAAACUUUACAGCAGCAUCAGCAGGCAGCGGGACGAGUGGGAGGGGCGGAGCUUCAGCUCUCAGACGGAAACCACCAGCGAGGAAUCCAACGUCCCGGCCGAGUCCUCGUCCAGCGGCUCGCCAGUCAGGACCUCCAAGAACAACGCCAAGGUGGUCAGCAGAGGAGUCCAAGCAGGCGACUUGGAGAUUGUCUGCAACGCCACUCGCCAUCACACCAGAGACGUGGGAACCAUCUUCCCUUCACCGCGCCAUCCUCAGAGGAGUCAGCCGGCCUCGCACAAGCAGAAGAAGAGUCGAGCGCCGCCUAAACCCAAAGCCGUGUCCUGGUUCAUCCCUUUGGACCACGUAGAGUCCCAGUCCAGGAAGGAGAACCGUCCUGAGGAGCAGCAGGAGGAGGAGGAGGAGGAGGAGGAAGAAGACGACAUCCUUGAACCCAGCUCACUUUGGUACGACACUUACAGGAGAAGUGUGGUGUGGAGACAACCUCUGCAGCCCAGACAACACCACCUCACCACUGAAGUUACCUCACUGCAGGAGGCUCUAGUCAUGUAUCGACCUGACUUCAUCUGCCGCUCCAGACAACGCCUGCACAUCCUGACUCAGCACAACCAGGACAGGAAGGCCAUUGGGCGACCGGCAGGUGUGCUCAUGAGGGCUGUUCCUUGGAAGGAGAUGAUCCAACGCACCAAAAGGAUGUAUGACAGUCUACCUGAGGUACAAAGGAAGCGUGCUGCAGAGAGACAGAAAUCUCAGACACAAUCCAACCGCCUCAACGUGCAGCUCUACAACAAGAAACUCACCAAGCGUCUCCUGGAGAAUCGGCCAGCUGCAUCACAUAAAAAUUACUGGUGAUUUUUAACAUUUUAGCUUUUUUUUAAUAGACUGUUUUUAAAGUGUUUUGAAUGUUUGAGUAGACAUGUUAUCAAAUUAAACCUCCUUGACAAUCUGACCUUUGACACAC